Messenger RNA from Mycetomoellerius zeteki, 2763 nucleotides. It is a transcript of the gene Naprt, whose product is annotated as nicotinate phosphoribosyltransferase. Gene Ontology annotation, molecular function: nicotinate phosphoribosyltransferase activity. The transcript has 11 exons. Gene Ontology annotation, biological process: NAD+ biosynthetic process via the salvage pathway. Gene Ontology annotation, cellular component: cytosol. Lineage: Eukaryota; Metazoa; Arthropoda; Insecta; Hymenoptera; Formicidae. The record is from RefSeq and is a predicted model, not a curated record.
GCCAACGCCGCCGCGCGUCCUUCAAACGUUCCCUAUCGAUUCUCGCGAGCCGUAUAUUACAUCGCGGCUCGCGCGGAGGCAUGCUAGUCGACGCUAUCGCGUCGUUAUCAUCGUCAGUGCCGGUGCGGAUCGCGGAUCACCGUCGGAUCGGAUAGCGAGGGCCCUGUGCAAGAAACGGGAAUGAGUUCACAAAGGUUAUUUGCGCGACAAGCUUAAUAUCUAACAUAUGAUAUAUAUCUAACGAACCUCACGUAUACGCGUGUGGGUUGCAUGUGUGCGCCAUAUAUCCGUUUCAUUUCCGAGAUGCAGAAAGUGCAAAAAGUGAGUGUAAAAGCGAGCGGAUCUGCGGGGGCAGCGCCGACGGGGCGAGAUCGGGAGAGCGGCGAGUCGUACCUCACGGAUCCGGCGCACGCGAGCGGGCCUCCUAUUUUCGAGAUGUCGACGGACGACGACGGUGGGACGUGCUGCAACUCCCGGCAGAACGGCAUCGUUCAGCCGCUGCUCACAGAUUUAUAUCAAAUCACUAUGGCUUAAAAGAAUCCUUUUCAGGGAGAAUUCACGAUCUUCGCUGGGCUUGAGGAGUGCAUAAAGUUCUUGAAUAAAUUUCAUUAUUCUCCUAGUGAUAUCAAGUACCUGAAGUCGACUAUGCCUGCUACGGUAGACCAAAGAUUCUUUGAUUAUCUACAAAGUCUUACUGCAAGAAAUGUUACAAUAUACGCCAUAGAUGAGGGAUCGGUCGUAUUUCCAAGAGUUCCUUUAAUAAGAGUGGAAGGACCAUUAAUAAUGGUACAGCUCUUAGAAACAACUCUGUUAACAUUGGUCAACUAUGCAAGUCUAAUGGCGACCAAUGCGGCAAGAUAUCGCAUGGUAGCUGGGAAAAACAUAACGUUGCUUGAAUUUGGUCUUCGAAGAGCGCAAGGACCUGAUGGAGGAUUGAGUGCAUCUAAAUACAGCUAUGUUGGUGGAUUUGAUGGGACUAGUAAUGUCUUGGCUGGAAAGCUGUUCAAUAUACCUGUAUGUGGUACACAUGCACACGCAUAUAUCACGUCUUUCACCUGCAUCAGCGAUCUGCAAGGGAAAACAUUGGCGCAUAAGCAAACGGGUGACAUUUUAGAUGUAUUGGAACUUGCUUGUAAGCAUCGCGAAGCUAUUGCUGACGAUUUGGGAGCUUUAGCUUCGCAGGCGUCUGAUGGAGAAUUAGCGGCUUUAAUUAGUUACGCCGUCGCUUUCCCGGAAAGAUUCACUGCUCUUGUGGACACGUAUGAUGUUAAGAGGAGCGGUCUGUUAAACUUCUGCGCGGUAGCGUUAGCUUUGAAUGACUUGGGAUACAGAGCUAUCGGUAUCAGGAUUGACAGCGGCGAUUUAGCGUAUCUUAGUAACGUGGCGAGAGAUAUUUUCGAGAAAAUUGCCAUCAAGUACGACAUACCAUGGUUUGCAAAAUUGAUGAUUUGCGCGUCCAACGACAUCAACGAAGAGACUAUAAUAAGUUUGAACGAGCAGAGCCACAAAAUUGAUUGUUUUGGGAUUGGAACGCAUCUCGUAACAUGCCAAAGACAACCGGCUCUGGGAUGCGUUUACAAAAUGGUAGAAAUUAAUAAUGAACCGAGAAUCAAGUUGAGUCAAGAAGUUGGAAAGGUCACAAUACCAGGCAGAAAAGAUGCUUAUAGACUGUAUGGAUCGGAUGGCUACGCAUUGAUAGAUCUUUUGCAGAUAACAACGGAAGACCCACCGCAAGUAAUGCAGAAGGUUCUUUGUAGGCAUCCGUUUCAGCAAACAAAAAGGGCUAAUGUUACACCAUCCCGAGUGGAGUCUCUGCACAAGAUAUACUGGAAAGAUGGCAAAUUGUAUCAACCAUUACCUACUUUGCAAGAGGUUCGCAAUAGAGUGCAAGAAUCUCUCAAUACAUUGCGUAACGAUCAUAAAAGAAACUUGAAUCCAACACCAUAUAAGGUAGCUGUCAGUGAUAUUUUAUAUAGAUUUAUAGACGAAUUGUGGUCUCAGAAUGCGCCGAUCGGAGAAUUACGGUGAAGCAUACUACUCUUAUACAAGAGUAUCGUUAAACUAGUCUCUAGCAAUUAUAAAUACAGAGUAAUAACAGAAUCAGGAAUCACAGAUUUGCUAAGGAAAUGCAUAAUAUAAUAAGUCUUCUUUUAAAAAAAAAAUGUAAAAACAACGUACCGUUGUAAUCGAGCAUAUAUGUAUCAUAAACAUCAAAUUGAGCCAUAUAUGUAUGCAUAGUAUGAUUAUAAUAUGGAAUGUAAUCAUUAGAGAGAAAGAGCGAGGAUCCUAAAGAGCAUAUUUUUUACAUUUUCCAUUGUUGAAAUAUCGAAUUAUAUUAUCACCAUUGCAACAGUAUAUUUUGGUAAAUCUUGCGCAAAUCAUAUUAUAAUAUAUUUGUAUAGUUUUACACGAUUUAUAUAGAGUGAGAUGUUCCGUUACAGAAGUCUAUUUACGAGCAGUAGUUUCGUAGCGCACACACAUACACGUAUUCUUAUUCCUAUUAAAAAAAAAAAGUACAAAAUAGUGUACAAAAAAAGUACAGUGUGUAUGUGAUUUUAGGCAUGCACAACUCAAAUUUCCGAGUAAUGAUUAACUCCAUAGAAGAUAAAUUCUAUAGAUAAUGUAGAGUAUAUAUAUGUGUAUACACGGUUGAAAAUACUUCAAAGAAUGGCAAUAUAUGGUAGCAUAAGCGUUUCACUAAAUUUUGAUCAUAUUGUUGUGUUGCUGGUCUCUCUUCUUUUUCUUCUUUUUUGUUAUACUUUC